Messenger RNA from Bombus impatiens (common eastern bumble bee), 5992 nucleotides. It is a transcript of the gene Ypel, whose product is annotated as protein yippee-like 1. The transcript is spliced from 7 exons. Bases 806 to 3004 code for a protein of 732 amino acids. Gene Ontology annotation, molecular function: DNA-binding transcription repressor activity, RNA polymerase II-specific. Gene Ontology annotation, biological process: negative regulation of transcription by RNA polymerase II. NCBI's taxonomy places the organism in Eukaryota, Metazoa, Arthropoda, Insecta, Hymenoptera, Apidae. The record is from RefSeq and is a predicted model, not a curated record.
AAAUAAAAUGGCCGAUAUAUGAGGCUAUUUUGUAUGGACAAUAAAAUAUGCAAUUCUGUAAAAUUAAUGACCAUCGGCCGCUCGUGUAUGUAUGUCAAAGUAUAGGUUCAGUGCCGCGAAAUACGAGAAAAGAAGGUGAAGUGUAAGUGAGCGUGUGGGAGUGCCGUGAGAGGAAGGUGGAGGUUGUCUUUCAAGACCCGUGGACGCCGCGGGCCCGAACACCGAAACGAAGAAUAACUUACGAACUCAAAUAUAUUGAAAAAUCAACCGACCACAAUAUCUUUUUCAUUGGCGCGCGGUGGCGCGGUGACAACAAUACGAGAACGGCUCUAGAUUUACGGAACCUGGUUUACAGCGCACAGGCCCCCUCUGCCGCCUGCUCCAAUUCUUCAGGCACUCUCGCCUCACCUAAACACUGUGUGUUCCUAAGUCUGACAAAGCAACACUUGGGAACACACCAAGCAUUUGUUAUACUUUAUGUGACAGAUGACAUACACAUGGUGUUAAUCACCUUCCAUAUUUUAUUUUAUGAAUCUUGAUUAUUCAUAAGCUGUCUAUUAAUAUCAAAGGAUCAAAUAUAGUAACUUAGAGCCGCUUCAGGCAGAUAUGAUUCUCAAUUUUGAAACCCACAGCUGAGAUACUGGAGUGUGACGGGUACGUUUAUUUAGAACCUUUCAAAAUAUUUCCCGCCGACCAGUUUGUUGUAGUGGAAAGAAAUGGUGCCGACAAUACGUUGACAGAGACGGAGGGGCCCACGAGCAGUGCGUCCAGCCAGCCCACCCCCUCCGUUACUCCUCUGUCAAACAUGUGCACCACUCCUGGCAACGUAGGCACAGGAUUUGGGUAUGCUUGGUCCUUUGGUGGACCUGGAGCAGAAACCCGAGAAAAUGCACAGGGUGAACUUACUACAAAUAUUAGUUAUGCUGUGAAUAAUAAUCAGGACCAAGGAUCCAGCCAAAAGAUACAGAUCGACAUUAAACCAACUAAAGUUGCCAAUAGUACACAUCGUAGACCCAUGUUCACUAUGAAUGAAACUUGUCAACAGACUCCGACGACGCAUCAUACAGCUGGAGCUCAUAAUCAAACACACGGCACACAUGUUCGUACUAAGAAACAUCACGACGUAUUUUCAUUAACAUGCGACAAGGGAGGUUGUAAUUGUGAUGCUGCGCAUGCAACACCCCCACCGUCUCUUUUUUCAAAUACUUUAGUUUUUACUACAGCUGAUAAACACGCUAUGAGUAAGCAUUUCAUGACACCUCUUGGACCACUACAGCUCACAGCAGAAGAGUGCAAUGAAAUUUUAAUGAAAAGAGCAGCAGCUGCUUCAAACCAAGCUAAUGUUAACAAUGUGGCAACGAGCCAGACAGAUAGUACGGCUCACUUUGGGCAUGUUUUAACGCAUGUGAACACUACACAAAUCGAAACAAAGGUCAAGCAACAACAAGAUAUGGGAAGUCAGGUCAGAGUACCAAAAGAAAGACCGUAUUCUUGUUCAGAAUGCGGGAAGUCAUUUCUUCUAAAACAUCACCUUACAACACAUGCAAGGGUACAUACAGGAGAACGACCUCAUGUUUGCGUUCAUUGUGGUAAAAGUUUUGCACACAAACACUGUCUUCAUACCCACCUUCUCCUUCACAGUGCGGACCGACCAUACCAAUGCAGAGAAUGUAAAAAGUCUUUUACACUAAAACACCACCUUGUAACGCACACACGAGUACAUACGAGAGAUCGUCCAUUUGUUUGUCAAGAGUGUGGAAGAUCAUUUCCUUUAAAACGUCAUUUAGUGACACAUAGUAAAUUCCACUCAGGGGAGAGACCUUUUGUUUGCGAAGAAUGUGGAGAAUCAUUUUCUCAAAAGGAUCACCUAACAAUGCAUUCGCGCUUCCAUGGCAGUUUACAUCCAUUUGUUUGUCACGACUGUGGAGCAACCUUCCAGAGAAAGUUUGAGUUAGUGAAUCAUGGUCGUUUGCAUGGCAGAGUUCCACAUUCGUGUACUGUUUGUGGGAAAGAAUUUCUCCAAAAGAGAACACUACUAGCACACAUGCGCUUACAUACAGGAGAAACUCCAUUUGCUUGUACUGUUUGUGGAGAAGCAUUUCCUCGAAAAACAGACCUGGUAACCCAUUCGAAGAUACAUAACAAUAAUACGAACACAGACGAAAAAUCUCUUAUGUGCAGGGAAUGUGGAUUGGACUUCUCAAACCGGGAAGCUCUUACCCUGCACUUAAGGUUACAUUCUGGUGAUCGUACUCUUGUAACAGAUCUCUGUGGGUUAGCAGCUGCUUUCCAACAAACUCCUGGACACUUCCUUACACCCAACACUUCUGGAACUCAUCAGGGUUUACAGAUGAAUGGACCCAUCGGAAAUCCCGGUGUCAGCCAUAUGCAUGGUGCAACACAAACAUCACCACCUGUAGGGACAGGCCCGAAACCAAAACCACACGUAUGUCCCGAUUGCGGUCGUGGAUUCGCGCAGAAACAUGGCCUGUCUCAACAUCAAAGACGUCAUACGGAUGGUAGCUGCCAUAUAAGAUCACACGUGUGCGAUAAAUGUGGAAAAGCGUUUUAUCAGAAGAAUCAUUUGUUAUUACAUCAACGCCAACACAUGGAUCCCCCGCCCAGCAUACUUCGGCAACAACAGAGACAAGCUGCACAAGCUGCUGCUCAACAAGCACAACAACAACAACAGCAGCAGCAGCAACAACAACAGCAGCAGCAGCAGCAACAGGUACAGCAGCAACAAGUGCAACAACAAGUGCAACAACAACAAGUGCAGCAACAGCAAGUGCAACAAGUGCAACAGCAGCAGCAGCAGCAACCUCAACAGCAACAAACAACGUGCACUGUAGAUACAAAAACAAUACAGCUUCAAGCAAUACAACAAGUGCAACAACAAGUUCAACAACAGGUACAACAGCAGGUACAGCAACAGCAACAGCAACAACAACAACAAGCGUGCUCUGUGGACACUAAAGCAAUACAGUUAAAUGUCACUAUGUGAGACGAUAUAGAAAGUGGGGAUUGGUCGAUCCCUGGAACAAUAGCACUCCCAAAUGCGCACCCUGCUGCCACCCUCUGCACGCACUUCUCUUGUACUAACAUUACACGUUAGAUAUAUUUAUUAUCUCUAGAAUCGAAUACGAAAUAACCAAUUUUAUUACAAGAGUAUAUAUACAAAGUAUACAUAUUAUAUUCUAAAUAUGUAAGGCUUGUAACAAGAAAAUAAAAAUAACCAUAUAUUAGUGUUUUACAUAUACUUUAUAUAUCAUUUACUCUAGAUAUGUAAAAUGAUACUAAACAAAUUAGUUGCCUUAAUGAGACGAAGAAUUUUAAUGAAUAUAUUAACUAUUGUUUGGUGAACUUUUUUUCAUUUACUUUUAAUUAGUAGGACGUCACUUUAUAAGAAAAUACAUAUUGAAUAAACAAACGUAAAAAAUAAGUUUUUUAUGUACUACUGCUUUGUUGUUAUCCUUCAUGCUGCGCUUGUAUGGUGAAAGUCGAGAGAAAUGUUGAUCGUGUGAAUGAUCAGUAAAAAAUAAAUAUGUAGAAUGUAUCAAGAAAGAGGGAGAGGGUGGCAGACAUAGCGCAUUUAUGGAGCAUUUAAAAUUGUAGGUCUGCCCGAAAAAAAAAGAGAUGAAUGGUGUCUUUAAACGUAUUUUUUACGUUAUAGCAAUUCGCGAAAUUUGUUUAACAAAUUCUAGAGAAUUAAGAGCGCAAGAGCAUUAUGAAAAUUUAUAUUCCAUUAAAUGGACAGUUAUUAACUUUAUUAAUUCGAAGGAUUCGAAUAAAGUUCGAAUCGUUAAAAUUGUUUUGUUUUUAUAUGAUUGAUAGCGUUUUCAUUUCUUGAACUUCCGUACUUUCUUAUGUUCUCGACUUCGACUUUUUUACUUUAUAAUACCAAGAUAUGUGUGAAAGCCAUUCACAUAUUCUUACAAAAAAACAUCCAGCAUAGUAAACUUUUGUAAUAGUUUUGUCAGAGAUAUGUAAUAGCUAAUAGAAUUGCGCAAAGAAAUGAAAGAAGUAAUAAAGGUAGCUUUCCUACAUAGUUUUAACAUACAUAUAUAUUUUUUCCAGACAGAUAACAAACAUGCAAUGCGUUUUUUCGUGAUUUUACACGAAAGUGAAACACGACCUAAAUUAGAAUCACAUUUUUAAAUGGAAGAAAAAAAAGAGAAAAAUUGUUAAACGAUGAAAUAUUGUAAAACGAGCUUUAAUGUGCCUUUUUUCAAGCUCGCGAUUAAAGUACCUUUCCUUCUUCUGCAUUCCUGUUUCUAUUCGCAUACGAUACAGAUUGUCUUGUGAAAGUAAACGUUUUGCCCACGCGCAUGAAAAUAUAUGGGCUACACGAAACAAUCAGUAUUCAUAUUUUUUUCAAACUAUGAAAAUACGAGCAUGUAGUACAUCUAUGCGAUUAAAAUUUUCAUUCGUUUCAUUUGUGCAAUAUAUAAGUUUAUUCAAGUUACUUACAGUCACACACGAAUCAAACGCUUCGAAUGCUGCGGUGCUUCACUUGUUUACUCAUUUGAACAUCCUGAAAUCUCCCGCGUUUCAUUUGGUAAUGUAAUAAAAAAUAGAAGAUAGGUAACACGCAUUUGUUCAUAAGCGAUAUCUGGCGGUGAUGUCCGGAGAUAGACGAACGCAAAUAGCGCAUGCGCAUAGGUCAUCGUAUACCGUCCCGCCUGCGGACGAACCGAAAUAAAUCGAACGACGCCGAGCCGAUCAGCAGUACGGUGCUCGCUGGAUGCGACUGUUUCGCGUUAGUGAUGAUCAAAACGAGUUGUCGUCGUCGUUGUUUGUGGCAUUUCGCGAAGACGAAGAAACCGUGAUCCGUGAUCAAAAGCUCGAGACGGAGAAGAGGCCGAGGACACACAUCGUCGCUCGUUGCCGCGGCCACGGAUGCAUAUGGAGUCGUUGAAUAUUUCAAGCAAGCAAACGCAUCGAAUUUUCUGUUUCCAUGAACGCGUCCUCCGUAGACCUGUUGGACGACGCUUUUGUGUACGUUUACAGCUGAUUGGGCUGUCAGCUGGGCUGCGCGCGAUAGAACCAUCUAGCAGGCUGGCCAACGCAUGUUCCAGAACGCUCCGAGGGGGUCUUGUUUUUCUCUUGCUUUUUUUCUUCUUCUGUCAUUUCCCAGCAGAGGCUCUGCUCGCUGGCGACCACGCCAGUCAGGGCAAUGCCUCUUACAAUCUUUAAACUUAUCCCUGGUGAGUCGCUAGCGGUUGGGAUAAGGUGAGGGGUUAUAUUCGACGCGUUUACGUUAUACAUGUACGCAAGCGUAAACCCUCGCCUAUACUGGAUGGGUAUUAUAAGUUUUGCCGGCCAAACUUUUUGAGUUUCCGAUAUGAAGUUUAAAGAUGUUUUGUGAAUUGGGCUAAUGGAAAUGAUCAAAGUAUUGAGAAAUUGAUGAAAUCAAAUUUUCUUUUUUAUGGAAAUGUUUAUUGCUUACAAUGCACUGUCGGAUUCUUAUCUCUAUUCGAGAGGUCUGCGUGAUUUAUUAAAGCCAUAUCUUCCUGUGCAUUCGAUGGAAGACAAGGGAGAAGAGAUAUCGUCGUUGCACGACGACUAAAGGGAACAGCGACUCUCACGUGUCAGAAAUAAUACAGCAGGAAGUGUGUCCGGCGAUUGUGUCACACAGGCUGUUAAUUCCGCGCGCUGCCAUAAGCCUGAAAAGUGAAGUACAUAGUACCGUUAUCGCAAGGCCACGACGAAUCAUUGUUUCGAUUGAUUCAAGCUGAGAAAGAAAGAGAACGAGGAGGACGGAAAGAAAGAGAAAGAGAGGGAACGUAGGCGAAGAAAAGGACGCGACGAAGAAGGAUUGAAGAAGGAAAAAAGAGGAAGGAGAGGAGGAUACGGGUUAAAGCCGCAGAAAGCGUCUGGCUCUCUAAAUCCAAAUAAGAGGUGUCCCCGAACCGGCGCUGUCUGAACCAGCUCAACAGCUGAUCGGAGUACGAAGCGGCGGUGAACGGGGCCACUAUUGCACCACCACCCC